Messenger RNA from Suillus paluster, 5684 nucleotides. RefSeq lists its product as uncharacterized. Gene Ontology annotation, molecular function: microtubule binding. The record is from RefSeq and is a predicted model, not a curated record. Lineage: Eukaryota; Fungi; Basidiomycota; Agaricomycetes; Boletales; Suillaceae. The coding region runs from base 117 to 5387 and encodes 1756 amino acids. The transcript is spliced from 6 exons.
GGUCACAAGGCUCUGCUAUUAGCAGUUAACGUCUAUUUCUGCAGGCAAUGCUACAUUUCCCUGGCUGAUAACUUUCAUAUAUAAUUUGUCGGUCUUUAUCCUUUCUUUCUUACUGGAUGUCGCCCGAGGCGCCGAUAGCCACGCCAUUGGCUGCGGCUUUAUGUGUUUCUCCAGAUAUGGUGUCUAGCACGCUUCGACUCGAUCAACAACACGCCUUUUCUGGCUCUGACUCGGAGCGCACUCAAGUCUCCCAGGAUGAUGAGGAACAAGCAUUGGAGACCCAUGAGGUCAUUGAGCUUCAAGCAUUCAGCGAGCGGAAAGCUUGGAUAGAAGAUAAAAUCAAAUUCUUAGAGACACUUCCUCCUAUCGAGGUUUUUGUUGGGUUGGAUGCUAUACGAACGUCUGCAGAAGAUAUCCCCGGUUUACCCACUCGCGAACAGCUGCAGGAAUGGCUCACGGAACAUGAUAGGAUUGAGAAGGAGACAGAAAUUUUUGACUCUGGGGAACUCAAGAAACUUAGGGCGCUCACUAAAGCUGCCACACAAAGACAUCUUUCGCCGGAAGAUACUGAUGUUAUUGAACUCACGCUUACGACCAUCUUUGAACUCGACAAGCUCCUCCACCUUCUGCGGGACCGCUCUGAAAACCUUGAUCUUCUGGGUGUCAGGCUAACGUGGGAAGAGCAACGCCGCGCAGCCUGGAGCGACCGCCGGAAGAUCCUCGCUGAUAUCGAGAAUUUCCUCGUCACCCGUGCCAGAUGGUCACCCUCCAUCUACGAAUUCAUGGCCAAACCUGAAGAAAAAACCUUGAAUCGUCGCGGCUCCGUAGCUUCCAUGGCUUCAGAUACGUCUGUUACAUCGAAUGCUGGUUUCUCCCGCGGCGCCCGUUUCAAGCUUGCCGAACUCCUGUCACGGGAUGCUGCGCAGUUUGCCGGCAGAGUGUCGUCUCUUAGGCACGGAAAGAUCGCUGCAGCUGGCAAAGCUCUGGACAAGUUGAUAGACAACAGUCGCAGACCUGUCCCCGAGGAGCUGUUGGAUGAGCAGGACAAGCUCGAAGACAAAGGCAUCAACGAGAUGGAACACAUUGGCAAAUUCGUCAUGAAUGUCGUUACGCAAUGGCGAAAAGCUGAUGAAGUCUACGUCGAAACGAUGAAAGAUGACAACGCCGCCCAAAACCUUUUGGAAGAAAUCGAAACCUCAAAGCUUUAUCACCCGACUCACCGCCAGAGUACCAGUUUCCUCUCUCGCGCAGAGACCCUUGUGAAAAGGCUUGCCAUGAGGGGUAACCCCACCGCAAGUGGUGGCUCCUUCCCGCGACCACACCACGUUCUCUUUCCCGAUCAAAAAUCAGCCAACCAGACCAUUAAUCAAUUAUUGGCCUCAGAACUUGCUUCCACUUCGGAUCUGGUUGCCAAAGUGGAUUCCCUUGCUAAGGAGUACAGAGCCGGCUAUGAAGCUGUUAAGGAUGUCGAGUCCUUGUCCCGGUCUGCCGAAGAAUUAAUGGCAAUUUUCAAGUCUGUCAUCGAUCGCCUUGAAAAUGGAGUCACUGCGUGUGAUGGUGACGGUACCUCUCCUAGUCUCAUGUCGGAGGAUUGUUUGCAUCCUACUGCGCAUUCCGCGUUUCUCACUUUCCUACCAUCAAUCACUCAAGAGGUGGAGCAAUCAUGCGCUCAAGCUGACCGUCUGCUGCGAGCAUUCCGAGUGGUCCUUCUCAAUGUGGACCGACCCGGUAUUGACCAAACGUUCAAGGAAAAUGCUGUCGCUCAGAUCGAGGCUUUGAUUGCUGUUCGCGACAAGGCUGCUGCGAUUUGCGCCGACGUGAACGCAAGAGUCGGCAGACUCCGUGUCGUCAGGAGAGUCUGGUCGAUCAUAGAUGGCGUACUGAAUGAGCUCGAGGAUACUCGGAGCGAGGUCGCCGACCUGAUGGAGAAAGACAGAUGGAAACAGCAGGCUGGUCAAAGUGCAGAACCUCUGACUCCGGAGACGCCACCUCAAGAUGUCCUUCCUACACCCUCAGUGUCGUCUAGCGAUAUACUUGGUCGUUUAGAGGCUGUCCGCCAGACCCUCACAAAUGACGUGAUGCAUCCCCUGGCCACAUUGACUGGAAUACUCGAGAAGCCCCUCGACGAAUUCCUCUCUCGUACCUCUGGGGGACUAUGUGGGCGCUUGGAGAGUGUGAAGCAGAUGGUCGUCCUUCUGGAUGCUAUUCGGUCACAAUCUGCAGCCAUGACCUCCUUUCAGGAAGGCGUUCAUGAGCUCCAGGUUCGGGUUGAAGACCUCAAGAUCCAAUAUGAUGCGACCAUCGAUGAUGUUCUCGAUGGCCAACUACGCGGUGCAUCCCUGGCUAACACACAAGAUCAGCUCAAGGACGAGUCAGAUGCGCUCCAUAGCACUGCCUAUGCAUUUACGAACACCGUGGCUCAGCGGAUACCAUUCCUCUCUCAACACGCCUCUGAUCAAGGAAACGCACCUACCAUCGUCCGGAAGAGGUUCUCGUCAACGGGGAGCAUAAGACUUGUCACAUUCGAUGUCCCAGCAACCAUCGAAGCUCCAUUUACGUUGCGCAGCCUCGAUGACGUCGUUCGCGGAGAUUCCAAUUUACUAGUCAUGCGUCUCUCAGGGGAUGUGCAAAGCCUCAAGCAGAAGGCUGAACAUCUUCAGCUGGCAUCCAUGACCAAAGAUUCCGAUUCCGAAUUGUCGUCGGUGGCUGAUGACCUGCGCGGUGUCAAUGAAGAACUUGGCUUGCUCAGAGCAUUCCUAGCCUCCAUAUCUCAAACAGACGAGAAGCUUGGUCCGCUGCAAGAACUAUCAGAGCAGCUCGAUAGACACUUAUCACAACACCGUUCUCGCCUAUCGCGCCGCCUCUCCUUGAUCCGUGAAUCCUUGCGUAAAAUGGAGUCCGUACCUUGCUCGCAUGAUCCUCGUAUCUAUGAGACUCUCAUCAUGUCACGAAGGAGAGAAGUGGAUGAUCUCGAGAUCAAGUUGAACGCCUGGGCCGAUAGUACAGAUAUGCUUCGGGGCGAGUUGUCCGCUGCGCUCACCACGGAGGCCAAUCGUAUCGAGGCGGUGAAACUCAAAGAGGAACAAGAAGCGGAGGAGAGAAGGCGUCGGGCUGAACUUGAACUCAGGGAAGCAGAGGCAAGAGGAAGAGAAGAGGAAGAGCGCAGAGAAGCAGGGAGGCUAAGGAUUGAGAAGGAGCUGCGCGAACGACAGAAGCGGGAGGAGUUGGAGCGUUUGGAGGCCGAGCGUCAGGUGCAGGAACGCGAACGACAGGAGCGGGAAGAGUCGGAACGUUUGGAGGCCGAGCGUCAGACGCAGGAACGCGAACGACAGGAGCGAGAAGAGUUGGAUCGUUUGGAACGCGAGCGUCAGGCGCAUGAACGCGAGCAACAGGAGCGGGAAGAGUUGGAUCGUUUGGAGGCCGAACGUCAGGCGCGCGAACGCGAACGUCUUGAAGCUGAGGCUCAAAGGAAGGGGAACAUUGAGCUACAGGAUACCGACCGUAUCAAGGAGGAGCGGGACCUGCAGGAAAGAGAUGAAUUGCAACCAUCUGAAGAUGUAUUUGGGUUGCGUAUUGCUCCUUCUCCGUCACCGACGAAAACCCAACAGAGAAAUGACCUGCUGGAUAAAGUCGUCUCGCUGAGGAAACGUCUUCGUUCUAUCGGCAUCAACGAGGUCGCACGUCCUGCAGCUAACUCGAAUUCUUCCAAUCAUCUACCAACUCUGGAGCAAUACGGGAAAAUGAAUGCUCGCUUUGCGACUAUACUCUCUGAACUUUCCGAACUUUGUGCGCUGCCUUCUUCGACGUUAUCCCCUGCUGCAGAUAUGGAGUUGCGAUCGGCAAAAUCAGAAGUGGAAGCAUCUGCUGAGUUGAUGCAACGAAUUCGACAAUUAGCCGACCUAUCUGACGUCGCUCAUCGCUGCGAUAUGGCUCUCAGUGACCUGCUUGAGCACAUUGACAGUUAUCCUUCUCCUCCAAGUGGACCACUAUCUAGCACGCACGUCUCGACACUUCGUUUGCCCCCAGAAGAACAACUCGGAGCUCGCAUUGGUUUCACGAAGCGCACUGUUGCUCAAGUGGCGGCAUACAUAGAAUCAGUCCAGGAUGAUGCUCGCGCCAGUUCUGAACAUCGACGCGUUCAGCAGACAUGGGUUGAGUUGGAAGAAAUGGCCAACGACAGGAUCUGCGGCAAGAAAUUCCGUCCUGCUAGUGUCCUCAGCUCUGGUAGGAAUAGCAGUGCAUCUGGUAUCAGCUCUGGAGCCACUGGUCACACCAGGAAGGCCAGCGGCUAUUCCAAUCUCUCAGUAAGAGGACCUGCCAAUGGGCGUUUACUAGCUCCAGCCCAUCCAAGCCCUCGCCGAGUAGCGUCUGGCGAUUUUCAAACCCGACCUCGGCCCUCCAGUAAACUUUCUAUGCUAUCCACAAUUAGCAUCUCAAGAUCAAUAUCAGGGCCCAUGGCAGCGCCCUCGCCAUCAUCGGCUUCAUGUUCUCUGCACAGUUCAACUUUUGCAUCUCGUCAGCGUACUGCUAGUCUAUCUGGUAAUGCGCCCCCUAUCACACCAGCGAAGCGACCUCCCCUCCCUACUCGUCCCCGGGCGCAGACACGCUCGAGGGCCUCGCCCACUCCUUCGGAAGUUUCCGUCAUCGCGCGUUCCGCCGCAACUCACUCAAGGUCGUCCUCAUCUAUGUCCACAUGGGCCCGUGCGCCGCGACAGUCAUUCCCCACCUCAAACAAAGUUCAGACGCCCCCGAGGAAAACGCAACCGCAAGAGCGGAAAACCUACGUUGCUAAUCCUAAGAACAAGCUGGACGUUGCGGUUGGAGAUGUCGUCAAUAAAUUACCAGUCAACAUCAACAUCGAGGUAGUCGCCGACACUUGGAAGGAUCAAAGCGGGAAAUACUGGAUUGGUGACCAGGAGCCAAAGUUAUGCUUUUGUCGCAUAUUGCGCUCGCAGACUGUUAUGGUGCGUGUUGGUGGUGGUUGGCAGGAAUUAUCAAAGUUUAUCAAGGAUCACUUCGCAGACAUUUUUCGCAUUAUACCCCCAGAGUCUCCCCCAAAAUUCGGCUCUCCCCGCUUUGGGUCUCGAGAAGAGAAGUGGAUCAGCUCCGCAACUUUGCUUGAAGCACCUGAAAUUGUCACUACUCCUCCGCCUCGUACCCCUGAACCUAGAGGUCCUUUCCUUCCUUCUUUCACCAUCUCGACUCCAGGAGCGCGAAGCCCACAGUCAGUAAAGUCCACGCCAUCAUCGGGGUCUCCCUUGGCUCCACUUCAGUUUAUGAGGCGAGCGGAUCCGGAAGCAAUUCGUCCAGUAACGCCAUCGAAGCCACAUCGACCUCGAACAAGUAUUCCUAACACCCCAGCUCGGCAUAAUCUAUGGAGGCCAUGAUAAUCAUACAAUUCCAUCCACUCGCAUAUUAUUGGACAUUCUACUCCCGAUACCUCCCUCAUCUACUCUCAAUUAUUACAUUCGUGUUUCAUGGAUACCAGUUGCACCACAUUUCUUGCUAUGUAUUCGUUGUGUUGUUUAGGCUUUGUUAACAUCGAUGUUCAGGAUUACGGUGCAUCAGCACCUAAAUAGACUUAAGUAUGAUAGGCUCCAUGAGUCAACCAUGAGCGCUCUUUAUCAUGACUGAACUUACAGUAGUUUCCUUUUUUGAACAAUUUCAAAUUAGAAGCAGUACCG